UGGUUCCUGCCCUAUGGCGAGAGACUCCCCGAGGGAUGGCCGGAGCGGGACUUCGAUGGGGAGAUCCAGGAUGUGGCUGCGUUGCGGGAAGUGCAGGAUGGUGAUUAUACUGCUGCUGCUGUUGGGUCAUGAGGGGGAUGGUCGCUGCUUUCGCCAUCAUCAUCACCAUUGUCAACGACCGGAUGGAUUGCCGGAGAAGGAGGAGCCCGUCACAACUCCAUGACAACAACCCAGACAGGCCCUCGAAAGCACGAGGAGAGAAAUGCUUUCCCGGAUUCAUAAACAAGCGGAUCUCCACUCGCCAUCACGACACUUUCCGGGCUUUUACGACCCAGCUUCCUCGAUGCCCCGGCCGCCAACCCGCGUCUCGAAAUGCGAAUGGGAAACCGAUUCCUCCCGAUCGCCAGCCAGUUCCGCAACAGAAAUCUCCACUCCGCGAUGUCGCCUUCUGCCCGAGAGCCUAUGAGCCACGAGAAUCACCCACGACCCACGGUUUUCUUUUCCUUCCCGUCCCUCUUCUCUCUUCCCGGAGAGGACGAAUCCCCGCGCCGCGUCGGCAAGGAAACCGGUCCGGGCUCGCGAGAUGGUCGUGGUGCCCCUCCCCUGCUCGCCGGAAAAUCGUCCCGGAACUCUCCGUCCCCAGCAACGGUGACGGCAUGGGAGGUUGCCAAAAAGAAAUUAGCAGAAGAAACAGGGUCAGUCGAUCCGCGGUGCGAAAGGAGGGGGGGCGUGUCCGUCCUCGAGGUUCCCCUCCCCGGAACGAGAUUUCCCGGUGUCGAAAGGCUCCCCCUCCAGCAGCCCAAGAAAAAAGGGGCGAAAAGAGCGACAGAGCGAGACGGAAGACGAGGCUUUUGCAUUAUCACCGCAGUGACGGGGGAUAGAAGGGAACAAAAUCAUCGAAAUGGAAACUUGGAGGGGGAAGAGCGCGUCGCUGCGGAUAAAUGAGUCGGACGCCUGAUUUCGGCAAUUCGGUUCGUUCGCUCGCUCGCUCGCUCGCUCGCUCGUUCGUCCGUCCGUUCAUACAUUCUCGAGAAAUUUGAAAACACAAUGAGAAGAGGCAGGGAUAGGGAGAGAGGAUAGAGGUAGAAGGGGAGCAGAGGAAACCCUGUCCUGGAUUGGAUUUGAAAUUCUCCUUCCUUCCUCUCUCCCUUCCCUUACUUCCACCUCUGGCUGGCUGGCUGGCUGGCAGGCGGGCUGAAGGGAAGAAAUCCGUCCUAGAUGGAUGGGCGAUCCGUCCAAUGU
Molecule: messenger RNA, 1242 nt
Organism: Dissoconium aciculare CBS 342.82
Lineage: Eukaryota; Fungi; Ascomycota; Dothideomycetes; Mycosphaerellales; Dissoconiaceae
Exons: 1
Coding region: 129-881 (250 amino acids)
Source: RefSeq, a predicted model, not a curated record